AUGGGACAAGCCCUGUCUGACGAGAACUCGCGGCAGGCGACGCACGAGGAGCUCACUCGUGAACUCGCCACUCGGUUUGCUGAAAAGUGCUUCACCUCGCUCGAGCUAUAUUCGUUCAAAGAUGUCUUCAAAAGCUUGGCAGAUAACCAAGGCGAUAUCCGUUACUUGAAGGAAGACACACUCGCACGGUUCCUCGAAAUACCCGAUAUCCUCCACGUCUCGCCUGUAAUAUUUCAGAUGGUGUCCUACAUCGGCGCCUUCCCCUUCUUGCAGGAUGCUCCCGCGGUUCUCGGUAUCGAUCAGAUGAUCAUGGUCAUCGUUAUCAUGACGCAGAGACACAAGCGGGUUCUGGCCAAGGGAGCUACGGAUAGGGCCAAGCUCCUCUUCAAGAGUCUCGCAGUACACGAUCGCAGGGCAUCUGAAGCAGCUGCUGCUGCUGAGGACUCUAAAGAGGCGCCGCCAAACGAACCCAAGGGCGCAAGCCAUGCGGUUGGCUUCGCAGUCGACGAACCUGUGGACGAACCCGAGGAAGACGACGACGAUCUCGAGAUCGCAGCCUUUGAGCUUCUUGAUAUCCACGAUGCCGUUUGGCAGGGUGAUGCGCCAAAGAUGCAAGGGGCCAUGAUACCCGCGGAUAACUUCCGCAAGCUGCUGAUGCUACUGAUCCUGAUUGCACCACUGAGUCCCCAGGAGAGUCUGUCAAUGUACUCCACUCGGGUCAGGGGCGACGAACUGGAAAGCCUGCGCGCUACCGCAGAGAACAUUCUGGCUGCCUUCUUGAAUGUCGAAAAAGCCCCUGGUAUCAAGUUUGGUCACUUCAACCGAGUGCUCCCUGUUUGCUUCCCGAACCUCUUCAAUGGGUUCAGCCCCCUGUUUGAGCACUUCCUCUUCUCCAAGAACUUGGAUUUCACAAAACACAAGGGCGAAGACCCCGUAGCCGCCGAAAAGCAGCCGGAGGAAGUCGUGCAACCUUUGCUGCAAGACACUGCGGAAAUUCUCAACCUAAAUGUCCUCUCACAACUAUCCUUCUUCCUCCCAGGAUCCGACCUGUUUAGAAGACUACGGCUUCUGUACUCCGGCAACGAAGACGGCUUCUCCACGGGAAGCUUCGAGAGCAAAGUCUUCAAUUGGCGAGCACCCACCAUCCUUCUGGUACGCGGCACUCGGCUGAAUGACGCGCCUCACGGCAGUCAGGAGUCAAAUUUUGCUGCCUCCAUCCCUCCACGUCGCUUCCCGAACAGCGGCAAGGGAGAGCGCCUGACCUUCGGCGUUUAUGUUAGUCAACCAUGGAAGCACACAGCCAAGGAAUGCUUUGGCGAACGAGACACCGUGCUUUUCCAGCUGGAGCCCGUCCACGAUGUGUUCCCAGCUUCCAAAUACAACUCGGAUUACGUUGCCUUCACCAAGGCGCCUACUAAUCGACCUAUGCUCGGCGUCGGAUGCCCCCAUCCCCGACAGACGCAAGCUCACCGGAGGCAGACCAUGCUGUCUCUCGGCGCCGUCUCCUUGCUACUCGACGACUCUUUCGAGUUUGGAGUGUUCACCCACGACUGGACCACUGGUGGCGGCGCAUUCCAAACGAGCACGACGCGAAAGUUUGACUUUCAAGAUCGGUUCGAGAUUGAGAGCCUGGAAGUCUGGGGUUGCGGAGGGGACGAGGAGGCCAAGGCGCAGGCGGAGCACUGGGCUUGGGAGCAUCGUGAGGCGGAAGCUCGGCGGAAGAUCAAUUUGGGCUCUGGUGACAUUGAGGCUGAUCGUGCGCUGCUUGAAAUGGCUGGUCUCGUGGGCAACAACCAGAGUGGUGGCUCCAUGAUUUGA
Messenger RNA from Colletotrichum paranaense, 1818 nucleotides. RefSeq lists its product as uncharacterized. The transcript is spliced from 2 exons. NCBI's taxonomy places the organism in Eukaryota, Fungi, Ascomycota, Sordariomycetes, Glomerellales, Glomerellaceae. The coding region runs from base 1 to 1818 and encodes 605 amino acids. The record is from RefSeq and is a predicted model, not a curated record. Gene Ontology annotation, biological process: response to oxidative stress. Gene Ontology annotation, cellular component: nucleus.